Molecule: messenger RNA, 1016 nt
Organism: Nilaparvata lugens (brown planthopper)
Lineage: Eukaryota; Metazoa; Arthropoda; Insecta; Hemiptera; Delphacidae
Product: ATPase inhibitor mai-2, mitochondrial-like
Exons: 3
Coding region: 506-832 (108 amino acids)
Biological process (GO): negative regulation of ATP-dependent activity
Cellular component (GO): mitochondrion
Molecular function (GO): ATPase inhibitor activity
Source: RefSeq, a predicted model, not a curated record
UGCAACCAAAGAAACAGAGUGAAAAAACUGUUCAAUUUGCCUUUGAAACGAUUUAUUAUAGAAAUUCAUAAAGGUCUGUUAAACUAUUCAUUCAGGUUUACCCUACCUCACUAAACCAAUUCAUUCAUCUCUGACAAUCUUUUGUUCUCUGUGACGCAAAUUACAUGAAUAAACGGUCAACCUUUAUAACGGAGAAUUUUUUACUCACUUUUGAUGAUGUGUGUCUCUGAAAAGCUUAUUUAAAAAUAAACAAGAAAGAAAUCGAGUUGAAAUUGAAAAAUAGAUUUGAAAAAAUAUAUAUCAAGGAUAAAGAAAAAUCUUUACAAUUUCUUUCAACAACACAAUAAAUUUAGGGAAAUUUUGGACUAUGGUAAAACUACUAAAGUGGAAACACUGAGACAAAGCUCGUCUGCUCUGCUCGGCACGUCGUCACUUUGCUUGGAUGACGGUGUAAAACUAAAAUAAAUCAGUUUGUUUUGAUCUGUUUAAAUUUUCAUCAGCAAUAAUGUUACGCAGUACUGCUAGUUUGAUUCGCAAACAGUUAUUCCAAAUGGAAAACUUACGAGCUUACAGCAAAGUUGGUGACUUGGGCAGUGGUGCGGGGAAGGGCGGAGGUGGAGGAGGUUCCAUUAGAGAGGCUGGUGGCGCUUUUGGCGCAAUGGAGGCAGCACAUGAAGAAGAAUACUUCUACAAGCAACAACGCGAGCAACUGAAAAGACUGAAGGAAGACUUAUCUGAUGAGAUCAGCUUCCAUGAGGAGCAGAUCAAGAGACAUCAGGAGGCCAUUGACCGCCACAAGAAGCGAGUGUCCAGCAUUGACGAAGAAAAGUGAAAGGUAUUGUAAUGUAGGCCCUCUCCAUUAGCUGCAUUUCCGAUAGUACUCCAUUGUAAUUCACCAACUCUUGUACUUCAUUAUUAUGUCACUGAGUAUUAUAUAUUAAUUAAAUAAUAGUUAUAUAGACACCAUUUUGUAAUAAGGAUUGUUUAAUAAAUCAUCUUUUUGUUGUGAUUGAAAA